AUGAAUUUAGGACGGCUUAGUGUGAACCUGCUUGUGUACUGGCUGGUACAAAUAUACGUGGAGAGGAAGCACCUGCAUUGUUACGCCAGCAAUACGAAUGAUCCAAAGCCGCCGCAGACGAAAGAUGAUCAAAAUGGAAAUGCAUCAGUAUUGACGAGCAGUGUGGACUCGCUGGUGGAUAACAUUCUUGAAAUAGUACACUACGUGGAAGACAUGAACAACUACAUCGUCGACUUUAAGAAGGAGUUGCAAAGCAAAUUCGAGUACCUCGUACAACACGACGUCAGUUUGUAUGAGUCGUACGAACACAAUGAAAAUAUAUUAACCCAUAUUUACUCCUACAAUGAGAAUAAGCUACAGAGAUAUUCUAAAUACCUGGAUAAUUUGAAAGAUGUAAAAUUAGAAAUGUUUAAUGACACCAUUAAUAACAUUCAGAGGGAGAAUAUAUACUAUGUCAACUUCGUGUACAGAAACCUUCUCUCCAAGAUUGACUUGCUCAGUGACCUCAACAGGAAGAAAAUGGACAGAGAGAGGCAGAAAAACCUGCGGGAGCUGAACAAUUACCUGGAUGAGCUCAAGAACAAAAUGAUGAGCAUGGAGCAGCAGUUCAGCCAAGUGAUUAAGGAAAAGGCGGAAAACAUACGGAACUGGAACCAUGAGAACAUAAACAGGUUCGAAGCGUCUGCCACAGACUACCUUCAAGGGAACAGCAACUUUGACACCUUCUCCAGUUACGUAAUAAAUGACUUCCUCCUAAGUGGAAAAAGAAUUAAUGUUUUAGAUUAUGAAAAUAAUUCCUUCUUCAAGAGCAAUUUCCUAUACUUCAAUUUUCUACACAAUUAUAUUAAGGAGAGAAAGAAUGAAAAAAUUAUGAAUAUCUAUAUCUAUUUGAAGGACCCCCUGAUAAAGGAGCACGAGUUGUCCUACUUGAAUUACUACGUCAUCGUGGACCUACAUAUCGUGGACACAAUCAUAAAGAAUGUAGAAAUGUUAGCCAAGGCACAAGGGAAAAGCAAAAGCGAUUUUAAUGAUGUGCUUAUCUGUGUGGACAACUACACAGUUAAAUACAACGUACUAUCGAGCAACAUAUAUUUGGGCAUGGAGCCAGAGAUUAAGAACUUUUUUUCGAACAAAAUGAAAAACAAAAUUGAGGACAAGAAAAUCCAAGACAUAUUAGCUGAGCUCCGGAAAAAAAACAGAGCCAAUUAUGAGAAUACCAUUUUUAAUGAUGAAUACUAUAAAAGGAUGGAGAGUAUGGAGAAGGCGAGGGAAAGAGCUUCUGGUGGAGGGGAGAAUAAGCUGAUAAAUAAAAAAGGUCAGCCCAAUGUAUACAUCAUGAAGAAGAAUAUCUUCUUCGACUCGAAGAAGGAGUACUACAAGAAGUUCCUGUCCGUCUACACAUACGAAGAAAUAUUUCGCAUCCUUUGUGGUGACAACAGCAACUGCAGUUCUAAUAUUCUUAAUUCGUUGGACGACGUAAACAAGAGUACAUUCAUUUUGAGGAGUCACUUGACCAUUAAGAAUGAGUUGAAGAAGUUUUUCAUGAUUCACCAGACCGAGUUGCUUAAUAGAAGGCGCAGGGGAGACGGAGAAGAGGCGGAGAAACAGGGGAAGAAUGGACACAGCAAGUCCAGCUGGGCGGUUCAGCCAGGCCUACCAGGUGUGUCGAACCAAGCGGACACCCCUCUCACCCCAAACAUAUGCCCGGCAGGGAAGCAGAACAUAUUCUCCAAUAGCGACAUGUGUCCAAGGGAGGGGGGGAAGGACCCCCAACCCUUCCCGUACAGCAAGGACAACCUUAUUAACAUGGACAAUGUGGACGAUUACUUGAAUACAUAUUAUGUGUCAUAUCACAGUUCAUUCAAGGUGGUGAAGCGGGAGCAGUACUACUCCAUCCUGUCGCACAUAUUUGAGAGCUACCUGAGCAAGGCCGACUCAGCCCAAAUGGCUGGCCAGUUUCCGCACCUAAGAGGGCGCAACCACAUCUCCAUCAACUACCUGGGGAUGAUGCCCGAAAUUGUGAAGGCGUACAAGACGUUCAAGUACUGCAACUCGUUGUACGCGCUCGGGAACACAUACGUCCGAAGGAGGACUCAUGGGGAAUCUGGAAUGGAAGAGGGCACAGAGGAAAGGGACGAUGAUGAGGAUGAUUAUGGAGAUGAUGGCGGUGAAGAGGAGGAGGAAACUGACGGUGAACAUGCGGAUGCGGAGAAAGGAAAGCCAAGUGAAGCCGGACCAAUACAACCGCACAACGAAAUAACAGACGAAAUUGCCUUCCUGAAGAAACACAAUCACAAAUACAUGAAUCUGUUCCAGCAGCAUGUGGAGGAGGAGAUAAAAUUCAUAAACUUCUUCGAAGUGCUCAUAAAGAAAAAAGUAGCAGUCAUCCUGGAGAGAAACGAAUUUUUGAAGUUAUACAUUUUCUAUGGGAAAAAGAAAUUGCCGACGUUGCCAUACACGAACUUGUUCUUUAACUGUAGGACUAUAAUAAAAAUUGAGGUGCUUAGGGAUGUGAACACAAAACAGAUAAUUUACUCAAGUAGGUCUUUCUUCCUGGAGACCUUGAUAACAUUGAAGGAGUAUAAAAUAAAGAACGAGAGCGCAUACAUCAUCAUUGAAACAUCUGAUGAAACGAGCUCCAUUAAGAAAAGACUAAAAAUGGAAAUGCUCUACAGAAUAUCUCCUAUGUCUCAUAUAAAUGCUUAUAUAAUUUCGAACAAUAGAAGGGAGACUGUGUACCACAAGGGUAACGUAUACCAGCGGUCUGCCAAUGACAUCAAGGACGUCAUCAGUGAUAUUCGCAAUGAUUUUCUCAAUAUCAUGUUGCCGCAGUACAAUUUGUUCGACCUGUUCGACAGUCAUAUAUACAUCAUUAUUUGCUUGAAGAACGAGAACUGCUAA
Plasmodium knowlesi strain H is the source of this 2901-nucleotide messenger RNA. Its product is annotated as conserved Plasmodium protein, unknown function. The transcript has 3 exons. The record is from RefSeq and is a predicted model, not a curated record. Lineage: Eukaryota; Apicomplexa; Aconoidasida; Haemosporida; Plasmodiidae. The coding region runs from base 1 to 2901 and encodes 966 amino acids.